This is a messenger RNA of Plasmodium adleri (nom. inval.), 2475 nucleotides long. RefSeq names its product DEAD/DEAH box ATP-dependent RNA helicase, putative. The coding region runs from base 1 to 2475 and encodes 824 amino acids. NCBI's taxonomy places the organism in Eukaryota, Apicomplexa, Aconoidasida, Haemosporida, Plasmodiidae. The transcript has a single exon. Gene Ontology annotation, molecular function: protein binding; ATP binding; nucleic acid binding. The record is from RefSeq and is a predicted model, not a curated record.
AUGUCGGCGUUUGAAGAAUUAGGGUUACAUAGCGAUUUGUGCGCAGUUUUAGAAAAAAAUGGUAUUGAUUUACCAACGGCUAUACAACAAGAGUCCAUCCCUCUGACAUUAGGAGGAGGAGAUUUAUGUGCUUGUGCUGAAACUGGUACAGGAAAGACCUUAAGUUUCAUAUUUUCUUCUUUACAGAUAGUUCACGAAUUGGUUCGAAAUAUAGGUAACUAUGAAGAUGUUAAUAUUAGAAAAAAUAACAAUAGUAUUGAAAACAAUAAUGAUAGUAAUAUAUCGCACAUUAUUGAUGAUAAUGAUAAGAAUAAGAAGGAGAGUUACAUAAAACCUAUUAAUAAGAACUCAAAAGUAAUAAUUAAAGACAAUGAAUGUAUAUGUAAUAAUAACAAUAAUAAUAAUAAUUUCCUUUUUGAAGAAUUAAAAGUUGACUGUGAAAUAACGAAUGGAUUAUAUGCAUACGAAAUUGAAAUAUUAUCUAAAAGUUUUGUGAAUGUUGGUUUUUGUCCAUCCAUUAAAGAAACAUUAAAAUAUAAUUAUACAUACUGUAGUAAUGGUAAUAAAUAUAAUAAUAAUAGACAAGAACAUUAUGGUGAAUAUUUUUCAAAUAAUGAUAUUAUAACAUGUUUAAUUAAUAAAAAUAAUAAUACUAUAUCUUUUAAAAAAAAUGGGAAAUUUUUAGGUAGUGCUUUUAAAAUCUUUUAUAAAUAUAAUGAUGUUGCAUUUUUUCCAUAUAUAUGGGGAAAAUAUUUCCAUAUAAAAUUUCAUUUUGAAAAUUUAAAAUAUGGUGAUCGUUCAUUACAUUUUAAUGAACUAUGUAUUUUAUUAACUUCAAAUUGUAAUGAUAAUGAUACUUCAAGUGAUAGGAAAAUAUUUUUUUCUUCUGAAGAUAUUAAGGAGGAAAAGAAUUUAAAAAUAGAGAAAUCAAAUACUCAAACACAUAAUUAUAAUCAACAAAAUAUCAAUAAUAAAAAAAAAUUAUAUUGUAUCGUUUUAUGUCCUACAAGAGAUUUAGCGCAACAAACAUAUGAUAAUUACUUAAAGUACUCCGAAUGUUUUAAUAAUCCUUCAAUUAAUAUUGGAAUAUUUGUAGGAGGAGAGCAGAGAGGUAAAGGUCAUCAUAUUAAUGACGAUGGAUGUUACAAUAUUGUUGUGGGUACAUGUUUUAAAUUAAUUGAAUGUAUAAGAAAAAAUUCUAUAAAAGUUAAUGAUAUAAAGUUAUUAAUAUUAGACGAAGCAGAUGAAUUAAUAAAUAAUGAUGAAAAAACAGUUUUAGAAAUUAAAGAUUCUUGUAUGAAAUAUGGACAUCGUGUGCAGACUUUAUUUUUUUCUGCAACUUUGCAAGACAAAAAUGUUAAAGAUUGUAUUAAUAAAAUAACCAAUAAACCAAUAUUUGUUGAUUUGAAAUAUGGAAAAAAUAGUAUACCAUCACACAUAUAUGUGUGUCUAUAUUAUGUCAAUGAUGAAAAUUCUAAUUUAUCAAAUAUUAUAAAAGAUAAUGAUAAUAAUAAUAAUAAAGAAAUAUAUAAUAUCCUUUAUAAUGAGAAAAUGUAUCAUAUGAAUACAAGGGAAUUAUAUGAAUAUACAGAUAAAGUACAUAUAUUAAAUAAUUCAAAUAUUAAUUUAAAAAAAAAUGAUAAGGAACAAAUUUCUUUAAAUAUAAAAAUGAAUAAAUUAAAAAAAUUAGUUCAAAUAAUUAAUGUUUUUAAUAUGCAAAAUGGUAUUAUAUUUUGUCGAACCAAUUUAGAUUGUGACAAUGUAUAUAAUUUUUUAAAUGCUGUAGGUGAUGGUAAAGCUUACAAAGGUACCGUUGAAUCACUUAAAGAAAAUAAAUAUUCCUGUGUUAUAUUAAAAGGAAAAAUGUCAAAUGAAGAGAGAAAAAACAAUCUUCAAGCUUUCAAAAAAGGUGAAGUACGUUUUUUAAUAUGUACAGAUGUAGCUGCAAGAGGUAUUGAUAUACAGAAUUUAAGAUAUCUUAUUAUUAUGACCUUGUCUGAUAAUAUUAAUACAUUUUUUCAUAAAAUUGGUAGAGUAGGAAGAGAUGGAAAAAACAGUUUAUGUAUUGUCUUAAGUGCAGAUAAUGAGCAAGAAGAAAAAGUAUGGUUUCAUACCUGUCCUAGUAGAGGAAUUAAUUGUUACAAUAGAAAUUUAAAAGAAAAUAAAGGAUGUACUGUGUAUAUUAAAGAAAGUGAUUAUAUUAAAACUAUUAAUGAUAUGUUAGAAGUACCUAUGCAUGUAUUAGAUUCCAAAUAUUAUUAUGCUGAAAAUAUUGUUGAUCCUUUAAAUUAUUUCAAAAAACAUCCUGUUUCUAAUAAAAGUAGAAGAAAUAAAAAUCAAAAUGCUAACUCCAUUUUUCAAGAAUCAGCUCAUAUAGAUGUAUUAUCUUCCUUUGCUUCGAACAUUAAUAGUAUAAAAAAAUUACAGUCUGCAAUUAGUUAUAAGCACUAUGAAUUGUUGAACUUUAAAAUAUGA